Messenger RNA from Melitaea cinxia (Glanville fritillary), 3752 nucleotides. It is a transcript of the gene Cb10, whose product is annotated as sericin 1-like. The record is from RefSeq and is a predicted model, not a curated record. Bases 50 to 3577 code for a protein of 1175 amino acids. The transcript has 3 exons. Lineage: Eukaryota; Metazoa; Arthropoda; Insecta; Lepidoptera; Nymphalidae.
CCUGAGCAUCGGCAUAACAAUAACAUUGUGACCGGUAAGCUUCGCCGAGAUGGAGCUCUUGUGUGUAUUUGCACUAGCCCUAGUGACCUCUGUGGCGGGGACACCACAUGGAUAUGGAGUGAAAAGUGGAGCAGUGGCCAAAGCGGAAGCAAACGCUGCGGCAGGUGCCUUUGAGGGUCUCCCUGCUAUCCCAUUGAGUAUACCCAGUGGCGGAUUUUCCGGUAGUUUUUCGAAGUCGUCAUCAUCAAGUUUUGCUUCAUCAAGUGCAAGCGCAAGUUCCAGUUCUAGCUCCUUCAGUUUUAGUGGUACCAACGGAAUUACAGGAUUUAGAUGUCCAUUUAAUAAUUGCAAAAAUGGAGGAAAUUCUGUUCCUCCUACAUUGAACGGUUCACAUGGAAAUGAAAUCAAGAAUAACGGUGGCGCUUUAACUGGAGCUGGUAGUACUGCAGCAUCUAAUAGUUACUCAGGUAAUGAAGAGAGCGCACCUUGUAACGGCAAAAAAUGUAAUAGUUUGAAUAUAACUGCCAAUAAAUGCUCGUUAGGUAUAUGUGGCUUACCCGGUAAUCAACAAGAUACAUCUAAUGGACUACAUCAUAAAAAUAAUAAUGAUAAGGAAGAAAGUAAUUGUGCGUUGGGACAAUGUAACGCAGGUUCACAAAAUAGAAAUUCUCAAAAUAGUUUCGAUUCAUUUAAGUGCGAUUCGGGAAAUUGUUUUCCGACAGCACCGCAACAUGAUAGUUCCAAAGGCAACUUGAAUAGUAAUGACAAGAAAGGAGUGAAACAUCCAACAUCGGAUGAACAUGAUAUAUUUAUUCCUCUCUCGCCUUCCACAAACAGAGCACAGGCAGUACCUACGCCUGCUACAGAAUUAAGUGCUCCUAACCUUGGCCCGACUUGUACAAGCCAUAAUUGCAUCAUCGCCCCCGGUGGACCAGAUUCUAGUACUGGAAAGUUACCAACAAGCUAUAACGUUCCUAUUCUUGGUCCAAGUUCAACUGUUUCUCAAUCUGAUACUAGUAUUAAUCCUACCGGAAAUUUAUAUAAUUUACCAACUGGUACUAACUCUUUAAGCAACUGUGGUUCUGCAGGCUGCUCUUCUGAUAUUUCACCAACGGACACGCCGUCAGUUUCAUCACAACCAUCAUCCUACACCCAAGGAGUUUAUCCAUCACAAGUUCUCGUGGCGCCAGAUAUAUCUCCAAGUUGUACUGGCUACAAUUGUAAACCAGACCAACAGAAACUAAAUACCGACGUACCUUCCUAUCAAGACUCGUCUAAAAAGCCCAUAUUGUGCAACUCACCUGCUUGUUCUUAUAAACCUGCUACUGGUAGUAGCGUUGCAGGAUACCCUUCACACUUUGAUUCGUCAACUUCUAAUACAGGAGUACCGCCCUUUAAUAAAAAGUUAGACGAUAACUCUAAGACUGGUUUUGUUUCUGACAAUCAAAAUUUACCUACGUACACCGGAGGAUUUACAAAACCAAAAGGAUCGAUACACGGUAAUGUUGGAUACACUCCGUCUUAUGAUACUACUGGAGCAUCUAAGCCUCAUUUUGGUGUCAGCUUUCCAACUUAUACUGGAGGAUUAAAUAAGCCCACGGGUUCCGUAGAUGGGAACGUUGGGUAUACUCCGUCUCAUGGUUCUACAGGAUCUUCUAAACCUCAAUUCGACCUAAGUGCUCCAACUUAUACUGGAGGAUUUAGCAAGCCCACGGGAUCAGUAGAUGGGAACAUUGGAUAUACUCCGUCUCAUGGUUCUACAGGAUCUUCAAAGCCUCAAUUCGACGCAAGCGCUCCAACUUAUACUGGCGGAUUUAGUAAGCCCACAGGUUCAGUAAAUGGGAACAUUGGAUUUGCUCCGUCUCAUGAUUCUACAGCAUCUUUUAAGCCUCAAUUCGACGCAAGUGCUCCAACUUAUACUGGCGGAUUUAGUAGGCCCACGGCUUUAGUAGAUGGGAACGUUGGGUAUACUCCGUCUCAUGGUUCUACAGGAUCUUCUAAGCCUCAAUUCGGCGCAAGCGCUCCGACUUAUACUGGCGGAUUUAGUAAGCCCACGGGAUCAGUAAAUGGAAACGUUGGGUAUACUCCGUCUCAUGGUUCUACAGGAUCUUCUAAGCCUCAAUUCGAUGCAAGCGCUCCAAUUGAUACUGGAUCAUUUAGUAAGCCAAUCGGAUCAGUAGAUGGGAACGUUGGAUACACUCCGUCCUAUGGUUCUGCAGAAUCUACUAAGCCUAAUUUUGAUGUAAGUGCUCCAACUUAUACCGGUGGAUUUAGUAAGCCUACGGGAUCAGUAGAUGGAAACGUCGGGUAUACCCCAUCUCAUGAUUCCACGGGAUCUCCUAAUCCCCAAUUCGAUGUAAACGCACCAACUUAUACUGGAGGAUUUAGCAAACCUACUGGAUCAAUAGAUGAGCAUUUCGGAUAUAAACCUUCUCAUAGUUCUAUUGGAACAUCUAAACCCCAUUCAGAUGUAGGCUCUACAACUCAAAGUGUUCCUGUGUAUACCGGAGGAUUCGGUGGACCGGCAGGAUCAUUUGACACAAGUUUUGGAACUGGAACACAUUUUGUAUCAAAACCGAAUCACGGUCAUGCACCAGCUUAUAAUAAUAAUUUACCACAUACAAAUAAUAUCGGUGGAUUAAGUAGUCAUGGCACAUUGAAACCCAGCAAUAGCCUCGUUCCUCCUAUUUAUAAUAAUCCUACAAAUAAUGGAAACUUUGCCCAAACACAUAUACCAACUUCUGUUUUGCAAGCUGGACAGCCAAAUUUACCUAAACCGGUAAAUGAAAAAGAUAAAUCACCUGUCUACACGGGUGGUUUUGGUGGGCCUACGGGUCUUUUAAAACCCAAUGAAUAUAAUUUACCAGCUAAAUUACCCGUUGUAGCUUCAAAUACUCAUGCUCCUACUUCUUGUACAUCCACAAAUUGUCAUGGAAAAAACGUUCCUAAAGCUAUUGGUACCCAUCACGGUACAGAUGGAAUUUCAACUACUUCGAGUGCUGCUGCUGAUGCUAAAGCUGUUGCUUACUCUGGAGGGUUUGGCGGUCCAUCUGGAUUUUUAAAACCCUUUGACAAUGAUAGGCAGUCCAAAAGUGAACAUUUCGAAGUUAGUGCAAGAGAUAAAUUUAAUAGUUAUGGUCAUACCAACGUUGGUAACGAUUCGAAAAACAAACAUUUCGAUGAUUCUAAAGAUACGGUAAAUUCUGGAGUAGAGGGUACUGGAGUACAGACAAGCGCUGGAGGACAGGCUAAUGCUGCAGCGCAGGCGAAUGCUAUAGCUUUUGCGAGUUCCAAUACAUUUAGUUCUAAUCAAGGUAGAGAAGCAAGUGGAUGCAAUAGUGGUUGUGGUAACUACAACUCGGGGCUAGGUCAUAACUUUGCCUCUAGCAAUAGUUUAGGUACGUCACAAACUCAUGGCUCAGACAAUACGGGUGAUGCAGCUGGCGCCGCGGCAGCUGCUAAAAGUAUAGCUGGCGCAAGUGCUGGAAGUUUUGGAACAGGAAAUAGUUUCGCCAGUAGCUCGGCUACAGCUCAUUCGUCUUCAGGAGCUUCCGUUAAAGGAGGUUAUGGAAGAUAAAAGGUAUUAAUCCGAGAAACAAAAAUAAUGGAAACAAUUCAGAUAAAUGUUUGUUAUUUGAUGAUGGAAUAAGACUUAAAUAUAAUUACAUACAUAUGUACUUGUGAUACAUUUUUUGUGAGAUAGAUGUAAGUUAAUGUAUGAAAUAAAUGAUUUUUAUACAUUUUGUAGCUUA